AUGCCGUCCAACACUGUCACCAACGCCACAGCCGCUGCAUUCAAAGGCUCAGACUUCACCGAUUCACCUGGAAGCAGAAUGGGGGAGAGCACGAUACUGGACAUGGACCUGAAGCCGGAGGAGAAGUCUGCUAACAGCAGUGCACCUUGCAAAAGUGGCAAGCCGGGAAGGAAGCGCAAGCAGUUUCCAGUUGAGAGCUGUGGCGCCCUCAAAGACGGAGUGGGCAACAGCUACCCCGGGUCGGGAAGGCCGUCCAUGGCGCAGGUCCACAACGGGGACAAGGGCGGGCGCAGAGACAGGACGUCAGACUCCUACUUCCCCAAACAGGAGAAGAGGGAAGUUGAGAACGGGAUCCCCAGAGGCCCUUCCUCCUGCCGGGCAGAGGACAGCUCCCAGGUUCAGAGCCCGAGCCCUUCCCAGGAGAACGGAUUCCUGGCCGGCCGUGAGGAGCCCGACUCCGAAAGAGACAACGACGGCCUGAUGACGCCGCACAAGAAAAGAGGGAGGCGGAAACUGGAACGCCCAACCAAAUAUGUGGAGCUCUCGGAGGAGGACGGGCCCGAUGCUGUCAAGACCGAGGCAGAGAAAAAGGCCAAACUGAUGUCAGCGAUGAACGCAAUGAAGGAUCACGAGGAGCCUGAAACAGAGAGCCAGAAAGAAGAGGUCUCAAUAAUAAAGCACCCACAGCCUUCGAAGCCACCGCCCCCUCCGCAGCAUCAGCAGCCGCCUCCGCCUCAGUCACACACUCAGUGUCCGUCUAAGCCUCAGUAUCAACAGCAAUCACAGCUGCCAAAGCAACAGAAGCAGCAGCAGCAGCAUCAGCAGCAGCAGCUGCCUCAGCAACAGCAACAGCAGCAGCCCACUGACCCAGCCUCCCCUACUGUGGCCACGACCCCCGAGCCUGUCGCCAUCGCAGGCGGAGACAAGACGUGCCCCAAGUCUGCAGACACUGAGCCCGAGUAUGAGGACGGUCGUGGGUUUGGCAUCGGCGAGCUGGUUUGGGGGAAGCUGCGAGGGUUCUCGUGGUGGCCCGGCCGCAUCGUAUCCUGGUGGAUGACGGGUCGGAGCAGAGCUGCCGAUGGAACCAGAUGGGUCAUGUGGUUUGGAGAUGGAAAAUUCUCAGUGGUCUGUGUAGAGAAACUCUUGCCUUUAAGUUCCUUCAACAAUGCCUUUCACCAACCUACUUACAACAAGCAGCCCAUGUACAAGAAAGCCAUCUACGAAGUGCUACAGGCAGCCAGCAGCCGGGCAGGCAAAGCCUUCAUGGCCUGUCCUGACAGUGAUGAGACGGAAACCUCCAAAUCAGUGGACAUGCUGAACAAGCAGAUGAUCGACUGGGCCAUGACAGGGUUUCAGCCCACUGGACCCAAGGCCUUAGAGCCACCAGAGGAGGAGCGUAACCCGUACAAAGAGGUGUACCCUGAGAUAUGGGCGGAGCCAGAGGCAGCGGCCUACACGCCUCCUCCGGCCAAAAAGCCUCGCAAAAGCGCAGUGGAGAAACCCAAGGUCAGGGACAUCAUCGACGAGAGGACACGAGAACGGCUUGUUCAUGAAGUGAGAGAAAAGUGCCGCAGCAUAGAGGACAUCUGUAUCUCCUGUGGAAGUCUGAACGUUAGCCGCGAGCACCCACUGUUCGCUGGGGGAAUGUGCCAGAGCUGUAAGAACUGCUUCCUGGAGUGUGCAUAUCAAUACGAUGACGACGGUUACCAGUCGUACUGCACGAUCUGCUGCGGAGGACGAGAGGUGCUCAUGUGUGGAAACAACAACUGUUGUCGGUGUUUCUGUGUGGAGUGCGUCGACCUCCUGGUCGGACAAGGAGCCGCCUGCGCUGCCAUCAAGGAGGACCCGUGGAACUGCUACAUGUGCGGUCAGAAGGGCGUGUUCGGUCUGCUGGAGCGCCGCUCCGACUGGCCCUGCCGCCUGCAGCUCUUCUUCGCUAAUAAUCACGACCAGGAUUUUGAUCCAGCGAAGCUUUACCCCCCACUCAUGGUGGAGAAGAGGAAGCCCAUUCGUGUCCUGUCGCUAUUCGAUGGCAUCGCAACAGGACUGCUGGUGCUGAGAGAACUUGGCAUCCAAGUAGAUCGCUACAUAGCCUCUGAAGUGUGUGAGGACUCCAUCACUGUGGGCAUUGUCCGGCAUCAGGGUCGCAUCAUGUAUGUUGGCGAUGUGAGGAACGUCACGCGCAAACAUAUACACGAGUGGGGUCCUUUCGACCUAGUUAUUGGAGGAAGCCCCUGCAAUGACCUUUCUAUAGUCAACCCUGCGAGGAAAGGUCUUUUCGAGGGCACCGGCCGCCUGUUCUUUGAGUUUUACAGGCUGCUCCACGAGGCUCGGCCGAAGGUCGGGGAAGAGCGGCCUUUCUUCUGGCUCUUUGAAAACGUGGUUGCCAUGGGCGUCAGCGAUAAGAGGGACAUCUCUCGCUUUUUAGAGUGCAACCCGGUGAUGAUCGAUGCUAAGGAGGUGUCCGCUGCCCACCGAGCCCGCUACUUCUGGGGUAACCUUCCUGGCAUGAACAGGUUGGUGUGUGAAUGGCCUUUGUCCGCGAUGUACAAUGACAGGCUGGAUCUCCAGGACUGUUUAGAACACGGCAGGACAGCUAAGUUUGGCAAAGUGAGGACCAUCACCACCAGGUCUAACUCCAUCAAGCAGGGCAAAGACCAGCACUUCCCCGUCUACAUGAACGAGAAGGAGGACAUUCUCUGGUGCACUGAGAUGGAGAGGAUCUUCGGCUUCCCGGUCCACUACACGGACGUGUCCAACAUGAGCCGACUGGCGAGGCAGAGGCUGCUGGGCAGGUCAUGGAGCGUCCCGGUCAUCCGCCACCUGUUUGCACCACUCAAAGAAUACUUUGCCUGCGCUUGAGCGGCUCGGGCGACUCACUCGGAACCAUUUAGAACUACAGCUGUCUAUUGUGACUAGAAAUAAGAGCCUUGAUCCUCAAGUCAUACCCUCGGUAUCACUUGAGAGCGAAACAUUGACGUAGAUUUCACAUUAUUUCUUGUAUUUGAAUUUUUAAUUCUUAUUCUAUUUAAUUUUGAUAUGUCAUUUUACCUUUUUAGCAGUGUUAUCAAGUAUUGUUGAUUUUGUUUGUGCAAGCUAUACUUGAGACUAUGCUUUCUUCUCACUGAGACAGAAAAGUGCUUAACACGUGUUUUUGUUUCAAACGAGACGCGACUGGAAACAUCGGGAAAGUGGUUUAGAGACGUGUGAAAUGUUUCUGCUGUGUGAGCGCGCUGUGCCGUGGUUGCGGGGUGGCGGGGGGGGCAGCGAGAUUCCCAGUGCAGCCGUGCUUCCAGCUACUGAGCCUCACAGAGAUAUGCGGGGAAGGCAAUUUGUCUUCAGUGUCAGGAGAGCGGUGUCUCUGAGAAUCCAAAACACCAGAUCACAUAUACCUCUUUGUUUACAGUUUCUAUUCACAACUGAAGGUAAUAAAAGGUACUACUGUAAUGUGGUUACAAUACCAUGGUGCUCCAAAAUGAUGAGACGCAUCAUAACCCAUGUGGCACUGCAACUUACGACAUUACGAAGCUCUUCAACCUGGUGCUGAAAAGAAAAUAGUUUUUACGCUUAGUGGAAAAGAAAUCUCAUUAGUUCACUUCGGAGGAAACAUGGUGCUGACGGAGAGUAGAAUGCAAAAUCACCUCUUUUCUGCGUUUUACAGCUUUUAUACUGUUUUUAAAUAUAGUGCUCGUUUAAUCGCUGGAUCUGCACAAACAGGAAGUGAAGCUAGCCACAUGGGAAAUGAUGUUUUCUGUCAUUCAAAGAAAGAAAAAAAAACUAUCUUCAGAUCAAAGUCUGUGGUGAGCUACUUUUUUCUAGUUUCAUCCUGACACAUGACAUUACUGUAGAGCUGUCUGCGAGCGUGGCGGCUGGAGGGGCGGGGGGGCGGCCAGGCCGGGUCGCCCUCCGCCUCCACCUCCGACGCCUCUAAACUGAAAAAACUGUCAGGUGCAAAAAUCCUCAACAACAUGGUGCGGCUUCACAAAGUUCUUCUACCGUUUUUAUAGCAAUUUUGUGCUGUUUUAUCAACAUUAUAAAGCACUUUUAUAUGUAUACUUUCUUUUUUUCUUGAUAUUUUUAUUUUUAAAAGACUAUUGGUUCUUGUGAAUUGUUUUUUGUUGUUUCGUUUCCUGAUGUGAACUGAUCUACCCUCGUGUAAUACUUUUUGUAUACAGUAGGGCUGUGCCAAUAGAAGUGAAAGAAUGGAUUUUGAUAUGUGAAACCCACGUUAUUUGACUCGGUGUACAGUAGAUGGAUCGAUAUUUGUAACCCCCCCGAACCCCCUUUUCCUUUUUCUCCUACCAUCCAUAUUGUUGACUUGCUCUAAAGCAGCGAUGCAAUAUGUUUCUCCCCGGUUUCAAAGAAUGUGUACUUUCUGUUAAGAUUGUAAAAUGUGCGACCGGAGUUCCAGAACUCUGUCGUGUGCUUUGUGUAAUAUUUUGUCCCCCAUGAAGGACAGCUGGCCUCCGCCGCUUCCCUGAUGAAUCGUAGUCGCCAUGUUGACAAAUUUAAGUGCUGAUCCAAAUUUGGAUUCUCAAACUAAAUUCUCUUGAUUGUAACCUUCUCGGGCUGAACUAUGGAGGAUUUAGGCUUCGGUUUGUCAAAACGAAAAACUGACACAGUGUUUGACGAAGACACUCAAAGAAUAAAGAGGAUAAUAGAGACAGAUGCUAUCGCUUAAUCUAUAUCAUAUUUAAGAUUCAAAAUUUGAAAUUUAAUUUCUUAAUGUAAUUAAUUUCUUAAGUGACCUUAUUGCUAUGAAUUUUGUUCCGAGCAUACCGGGCUCAAUAUGAGCCUCCAUGCUUUCCGAUAUUUUAACCAGAUGUUAUUCCCCCCCUCCCUCCUGACGUAGUAAUUAACAUCCCCUCAUGUUUGUACAUUUUGUACAUAGAGUUGUCCGGCUGCUGUUUUUUUUUUUUUUUACGUAUGAGAUGUACAAAUAUAAUUCUUUGCUAAUAUAUAUCAUCGAAUUAGAGAAAGAAAUAUUAGAAAAUCAAUUUGAUUCAAAACUUGCUCUGAGCAUUAGAUAGAGGGAGACUCCAAGUCAACUUUUUUCUUUUUUUUUCUUACUGAUUUGUUUUAUCAAGUGAAUCCAGAUUUAAUGUGGUGUGAUCUUAAUAGUGGCCUAUGGACAGCUUUAAGACGAACGGUUUCCACUUCACUGCACAGCCCUACAUGGUGGUGUUUUUAGCUUCUGUUUCCUUUGUAAGAAUAAAAAAAAAAAAGAGGGAUUGUAGGUGUUUCCGAUGGUGCUAAACAUUUGAUCUAAUCAAGACAAAUAUAUUUGAUUGGAAGAGAAAUAAACACACGUCUCGACAAUGACUGUUUUAAAGUUCCUUGUAGUAACGGAAAAAUAACUAUUUCACUCAUAUAAAUAUAUUAACAAAGGCAUUUUAACUUUGUACUUGAAAAAAUAAGGAUAACAAAUAAUGAAAGGUCUCCUAUAUUGUUUUAGACUAGAGAUUGCUGUAGUUGGUGCUUAUCUGUGGGAAAAAAUCGUGAGAAAAAAAAAGCGGUAACUUUUACUGUAGCAUAAUGUACGCUUAAUACGCAUCGCUUCUUAAUCCUACAUUCCAUGCUGUAAUAUUCUCCAUGUCUGUUUUUCAAGAUGUUGUUUUGAGUCGAUGAUCUUUUUUUUGUUUGUUUUUAUUUGUUUUUUUAAAUCAGAAACAACAUUUAAUUUUUACUGUUCAAGGCAGGUCAAUAAUUCUAUAUCCAGUGACACUGUUGACGCCCUGUGUGACUUUGUUUCCGUCAUAACUGUUUUAUGGCUCCUCCACUUUUUUCCUCAAGACCAGUUCGUUCAGCAGAUGUAGCAGCAGUCAUUCUCCACUUUGAACCCCUCAUACUUCUGUUUAGUGUCCAGAGAGAAGAUAAAGGCUCCGUAUGUACUUGUGCUGGAGAACACUUGAAUAAAUGUAUUGUUUUUGUGCA
Limanda limanda (common dab) is the source of this 5934-nucleotide messenger RNA. It is a transcript of the gene dnmt3ab, whose product is annotated as DNA (cytosine-5-)-methyltransferase 3 alpha b. The transcript is spliced from 21 exons. Gene Ontology annotation, molecular function: methyltransferase activity. Gene Ontology annotation, cellular component: cytoplasm; nucleus. The record is from RefSeq and is a predicted model, not a curated record. Bases 1 to 2862 code for a protein of 953 amino acids. Gene Ontology annotation, biological process: negative regulation of DNA-templated transcription. NCBI's taxonomy places the organism in Eukaryota, Metazoa, Chordata, Actinopteri, Pleuronectiformes, Pleuronectidae.